This is a messenger RNA of Phlebotomus papatasi, 2452 nucleotides long. RefSeq names its product conserved oligomeric Golgi complex subunit 4 (gene Cog4). Bases 85 to 2406 code for a protein of 773 amino acids. The transcript is spliced from 3 exons. NCBI's taxonomy places the organism in Eukaryota, Metazoa, Arthropoda, Insecta, Diptera, Psychodidae. The record is from RefSeq and is a predicted model, not a curated record.
GAUUACUCUGUGCGCAGAUCCCUACGUGUCAAUUCGGUUCCGGGAAAAAGAGACUGCAAGAAAGAAAUAGGCGAUUUGUCCAGGAUGCUGAAGGAAAUUGAGGAUUUGGAAUAUCAAAUACAUCUCUGUGAUUUCUCCACAACUGAGAAAAUUGAUGAAUUCUGCGAAAGGAUUGCAGAAAAGGAGGAUGUGGUGAAUGAGAAACUGCGGGAAAUCCUGUCCAGGCAGGAUCAGAUGGAUGCCAAGAUUGCGGGAAUCAUUCGAGGGAUCAGUGAAAUUGGUCUGGUGAAGAAUGAUGCAGGAAAAUUGUCCGAAAUGAUUAAUCAUACUGGAGUCCUGGCUGAGAAUGUUAGUGCAAAAGUCAGGCGCCUGGAUGAGGCUAGGAGUCGUGUGUCGGAGUGUCAGCAGAGGGUACAUGAUCUCAUUGAUCUCCAACUGUGCAGUCAGGGCGUCAUGACAGCCAUCAAGGAGGAGGAUUACGAAAAAGGAGCAGCUCAUGUGCACAGGUUUCUCUCAAUGGAUCAAUCUCUCCUGAAGAAGACAGCAGAUGAUGUCUCGGAGUCUGUAUCGUCGGUCAGUAAAGCCGUGGACACCCUGCAGCAGGCCACAAUGCAGCUACGUCAUCUAAUCACUCAGAAAUUCGAUGAAUCCGUGAAGAAAGAUGAUCUGGCGUCCGUGGAGCGAUUCUUCAAGAUUUUCCCACUUUUGGGAAUGCAUGAUCAUGGGAUUGAGAAAUUUUCCUCAUACAUCUGCCAGAAGCUCAAUGCCAAGGCCCAAAAAGAGCUGAGAACGUCAAUGGACACAGCCAAGGCGGAAAAACGAACUGUCGUGGCAUUUGCUGACACUCUGACCAUUCUCCUGGAGAAUAUUGCCAGGGUAGUGGAAGUGAAUCAGCCGAUCAUAGAGACCUACUACGGAACAGGUCGUCUGCAUCAAAUGGUGAAGAUUCUGCAGCAGGAAUGCGAUCAGGAAGUAAAGAUUUGCCUUCUGGAAUUCAACAAGGGACGCCAGAUUCAGCGCCGGGUCAAUCAGAUCAACGAGUACAUCAAGAGCGGUGGAAGUGGUCCAUCAGCGGCUGGGCACUACCGUAAACCGUCUGGAGGAUCAACCGAUAAGCUCAAUCCGAAGGACAUUGAUUCUCUCAUUGGCGAGAUUACGAUCAUGCAUUCCAGAGCUGAGUUGUACGUGAAGUUCAUCAAGAGGAGAGUCACGAGGGAUCUCGAGAAUAGUUCCCUGGAUGAAGAGCGGAAGAAGACAGCUUGGGCAGGUGUUGAGAAUUGCCUGAAGAAUUCCGACUUAAAUCGCCAGAUGCAAGAACUUCUGGGGAUUUAUCUUCUCUUUGAGAGAUUCUUCAUGGAAGAGAGUGUCCUUAAGGCAAUUGCGUUGGAUUCUCAUGAACCUGGGCAGCAGUGCUCUAGCAUAAUCGAUGAUGUCUUUUUCAUCGUGCGCAAAUGCAUCCGGAGAGCCAAUACAACGCAAUCGCUCGAUGGGAUUUGUGCAGUGAUCAACAAUGCUGCCACUUGUCUCGAGAAUGAUUUUAUUGGUGCAUUGAAGGGGCCCCUGAAGGCCGGAUAUCCAUCGGGGUACAUUGAUCUGGCGCAGGCUUACAACGUUCUGCAGAGUUCCAUUCAGCAGGGCAAGAUUCAGACAUCGGACACUGAGCAGGCCAGGAAUAACUUUGUGGUGAAGCUGAAUGAUGCUGAUGUGGCCACGGAGUACAUUGAGACUCUGUGGACGAUGAUGAGUGAAGAGAUCAAAAUUGCAUUCCCAGGCCUUUCGGGGCGUGACAGUGAGAAGCUGGAGAGUUGUACUAGUGGACUUAAGUCUGUGGGGGAUACUCUGAAGGCGGUAAUUGACUUUGGGAUGCAGCAAUUGCGUUCCAGUGCCAUUAAACCGCGACUGCAUCAAUGGGUGGAUGAAUUCCUCUCGCUGAGUCACAAUUUCACUCAGGAAGAACUUGCAGCCUAUGAUGCUGGCGAGACGUUCAUUCAGUCACUGAUUGGGCAGAUUGAUGCAUUGCUGAAGUCAUUCGAAAGUGUUCUGACGACACGAAAUUACGGGAUUCUCGUUGAGAUUCUCGCAACGGACGUCACUGCUCGCCUCGAGAGGGUCAUCCGGAAGUCGACAUUUAAUCGCUUGGGCGGAUUGGUACUGGAUCAGGAGGUUAGGGCACUGUCCACGUAUCUCACGGGUGUCACAUCGUGGUCUGUGCGAGAUAAACUCGCCAGACUCACGCAAAUUGCAACAAUUCUCAAUCUCGAUCGUGUUUCGGAACUCAGUGACUACUACAAUCCCAGUGAUACCAGCACCACGCCUACUUGGCGCCUAUUACCCAACGAAAUACGCACCAUAAUGGCCCUGAGGAUUGAUUUCCGGGUGGAUGACAUCAAGAAGUUGAAGAUUUAAUUUAAAAGUAUUUAUUUUUUAAUAAAUCCAGCCGUGCAAUCCUUAA